AAACAAGCAGGGCAUAUAUUUAUUUCUUUUUUGUAUUUUAUAACAUGACGCAUGUUUCAGUUGGUGGACAACAUUGUUAGAGUCCAGCAAUGAAGUAACGAUUCUUACUCCUUAAACAUUCUAGUUUUGUAACCACUUGGAUCCGCUUAGCUAACUAGCCGUACAUGCUAGGUUAGCCGACAUUUAUCAGUUCUUGAGAACAAGAGUAAAACACGGGAUAGUUGUUUUCACUCUUGGUUUGUGAAAUAUAUUUGACAUAAUGUGUAACAAAACAAGGCACACGUUAAUUUAAGUCUCGUAAUAAUGGUCAAUUUCAGAAGUUACACCAAUCGCUGGUCAUCACUCAGCAGCUCCAUCUACCGGCUACCCCCUUUGCACACUCAGAGGCGGUGACAUCCGAAGGGAACCCGCAGCAUCCCGGGCUCCCCAUUGGCUACCAAGCCUCUGGAGGCGGCCAAUCGGACUCUUUCCUGGCUGCGUGUUUCCCUCCCUGACUCCCAGCGCCUGCACAUCGUUUUCAAGCUUGCAGUGCCGCAUGUAUGCAUGUCAGAUCAUCGUGUGUAUGAGGCUUGGAGCCGUGAUGGAGGGGGAAGGGCGACCAGCACAUGCGGAGAUGAUGAGGAAAUAGGAGAAGAGAGCACCACGAUAGCGCUGUGAGGAGAUAUCAGCAUCAACGACAAAGGAGGAGGAGGAGAGCUACUGGAGGAGAGGAGCAGUUGUUGAUUUUCACGGUAGCCACGGCAGCUGCCACCAUGGGCUGCUGGCUCUCUGGACCGUGGGUGGGUGAUCCAGCGCUGACUGGUGGGCGGAGCUUAGCGCACCUGAGCCAGCGUGACGCCCUGCGAAUUCUGGCGGCGAGUCAGCUUCCUGUCACCAUGCAGGUCAAAAGUCUGAGGGGGCGCGGUUCCGACACGGACAGGGGAGCCUGGGAGCCCCUGCCCCUGAACUUGCAACACCUCAACUUGCCCCUCCCGAUGAUGGGAGCGGGGCUUAACACCCCAAGCCCCUCCUAUCAGGACAGGCAUUACUACAGCCACCUCUCUCUGCCACAAGAUCACUGUGAUGGAGGACACUACGGCUACCUUUCCAGCUCCCCAAGAGACACCGUGGAUAUCAGUCACCAGGAUGCAGAAGUGAGCAACCAUCGAGCCAAGGACCAGAGCUGCCUGAUGGGAUGUUGCAACGUCAACCUGGAUGAGCCCAAAGGCUAUCACAGCCAGAUGGAUGAAGAUGACUUCAUGCUGGAAAAGCCUCUGGGCUACCUGCCGCUCCACCAUGAGCUGGACAGCGGUCUCGGCUGGACAGAUGGCUCUCUCCACCAGGGCGACCUCUCAGGCCUGGAGACUGAAGAGGCAGGCCUGGACGACUGCCAUCCCCACGGGGCCCUUGGCCCAGGGGGUUGUGGGGCCUUUGGAGGUGGCGGCUCCCCAUCCUCGGAGUCAUUCAUUUCAUCAGAGCUCAGCGAUUCAGGUUUCUACAGCGUGAGCACCGGGGAGUUCCGGCACUUCCAGAGAAUGCUGGAGAAACGAAUGCGUCUGUACAACGCUCGGCUACAGCAUCAGGGGGAGACAUGCGAGAGACGGGAACGGCGCGACAGCUGCCCCAUGAGCCACCGCGAGCUGCUGGAGGCCAUCCCGGAGACACUGAGCAUGCAGCCACCGUGUCAGCGCAUGCAGCUGGGGAUGGAAGAGGCCAGCGGGGCAGUUUUGGACCUCCCGACCCGAGGACUUGUCAGGGUGUCGUCAGUCCAGUUCCAUAAAGCAGAUCGACCCUGUCUGAACCGUCACAGCUCAAGCAGCGGAGCCCUCUUUAACCCCUCCCACACGCACCCAAUGGUGUCACGAAUGAGCGGCCCUGUCCUCUCCACCUGCAGCACCCCCUCCAGCCACCGGAGGCCGCUCGCCCCGAUGCAGCAGAACUACCAGGGCUCCAACUCAGUGGGGAUGCUGAGGAGAAGCCGUACGCUGCACCAUCGUCCUCCACCACAGGAGUACCGGCGCCGGGCCAGCCACCCGGCGUCCCCUUCCUACUGCGCGGCCACCCUGCACCACUGUGGAGGGGUCACGUCUCAUAGCGUCUUUCAACCAGGCCUGCCGGAAGAAACUGAGCUGGUGGCGGACGUGAUGGCUUCCCACCCAGCAGAUGUCGGCCUGUCCACGCAGCAGCACCCCGGUACUCUGGGCCACAUCAGGGGUCCCUGCUACAACAGCAACCCGAAUGGCCAGCUCACCCACCACGACUGGUGGCACGCGCAACAAAGGAGCUUGAUCCCAGACGCACUGGAGGCAGAGCGGGACAAAGAACUGGAACGGGAACUGGAACAGACCCGGCAAAUGGAGAGGAAUCUAGAGAUGCAGGAGGAACUGGACCGAGAGAGACAGCAGGAACUGCAAAGGAACCGAGCCAGAGAGCAGCAGCACCUCCAGAGCAUGGUCCACCCGGCCCAGCCAGGCGACGUCAAUGACACGUGGCCCAAACCGGCCAGUCGCCAGUCUCAGGGCGGUGGAGGAGGUCGAGGUCUUUACAGCACCCUGGAGGGCCACACUGGGACCGGCUCUGCUGGUCUGGAUACAAAGAAAGAACAACUGGAUGCACAGCCAAGCCCUAACCCCAAACUUAACCCUUGCUCCAAAACCAAUAUGACUUCCCGGAUCUCCAGGAGCCAGUUCCUGAGGGACCGGGCCUCGCAGCUUGCUGACGAACGCAGCGGCAUGAGCACCGACGAUGAAACCAACACGGACAUGCUUUUGGGUCGCUACUGGAGCAGAACAGAAAGACGGGAACACUUCUUACUAGCUCGUGAGCAGAAGCAACAACAGGCAAGAGGAGGCGCGGUACGUGAGGGUUCCGGCAGAGCCGCCGGCGCCUCCGCGGUGGAGCGAAGCGGGCCGGAUGGUCGAGCGAGUAGUGCUUCCACGGAAGGACGAUGCAGUACGGUUUUGGAGCUGAGUCAGAGGAAGCUGAGUCGGCUGAGGAAUCGGAAGAUGUUGGACGACUGGACGACGGUGGAAGAGUUGCUGACUCACGGGACCAGGUUGGACAGCCAGGACCACCCGAUGCUUUGUCCCAGCCCCCUGCUGACGGUCACCACUGUCUAACCGCAUGGACGCACACUUCACCGUUGCUGGUCGUUGUUCAGACAGAACACAUCAGCGUCAAAGACUCGAACCCUGGAAGCAUGCGGCGUAAAGAUAUUUCUAUCAAACACUUUCUCACCGUAUCAUGAUCCUUAUGAUGGGGCUGGAGGUUACAAUAUUUUACCCAACAUCUGAUGUCACUUUUAAGCCCUUUUUAUAGGUUAAAAACACACAAAACGGGUGCAUCUUUUCUCUGUGUCGCCACUAUUUGCGGGUUUGAGUCCCAUGUACCAGAAAAGUGCACAACGUAUUAUUAUUAGGAAGCGUCUUUUACAGCAUCGGCUCGGGAACAGAUGCGCCUGUGCGUAAGGGAACGCCGGAAAGACGGAGUUUAACACCAACACUCACUUGUCGCCCUGUUGUGUUGCCAGAUAAGUCAGUAUUUUACACACACACACAUACACACACACAAAUCAUCAAUGACUUAUGGACAAUCAUUUGCUUAACGGCGGCCAUGUUUUUCAAUCAACCUUGCUUGUGAGUUGCCUCAAGUGUGUGCCAAAUGUUGUCGUGAAUAGGCUAAACAUCCUAAGGCUGAGUUUUAGUAGAGCGUGAUGAGCCGUGUGCGAGAAAUUUCAAGUCAUUCAAGUCAAGUGAUUUGUAGGUGCCAUAUUUUAGGGGGGGUUUAAUAACAGCGCCACCGUGUGGUGUGUGAUUGUCAGAAAAUGAAUAAACACGGCAACACAAAAAGGGUGUUGACAUUGUUAGCUUGUUUGCGUGCAGCGGUUCAGCAGCAGAAGAGUUAGAUUCCACAAACGUUUCACACCGGGUUCUGUUUAAAAAUAAGGCAUAAUAUUCUCAUUUGUUUUAUGAGAGAGAAUUUGCGCAAGAUUAUGGACUUCCUAUGAUUUAAAUGUGUGUGUUUCACUGUGACCGCAGUUCAUCACAUUCAAUAAUAGCUUUAUGUGCGGGCCCGUUGUACAGCACUGCUAUGACACGUAUGAAAACAAACAAUAGAAAAGAGCCUGUCAGAGGUACAGUAAGUAACAUGUGAUACGACAAUGAUGUUUGAUUUGAGGUUUGAUGCAUCGGAAUUGCAUAACGGCGGAGAAUUAGUACAGUAAACCUCGGAUAUAUCGGACUCGGAUAUAUCGGAAAUUCGCUCACAACGGACAGUUAAAAAAGAACCGAUUUUUCUGUAAUGCAUUUCCAAUAAAAAUUCAUUGCAUAUAUCAGAUUUUUUAUAACGGAUUUCGCCUAUUUCGGACAAAAUCUCCAGUCCCGUUCCAAUGCAUUUCCAUUAAAUUUCCCUCGCAUAUAUCGGAUGGCCGCAUCGUGGCGCUCUGAUUCGCCGAAUUGUGACAGGCCGCUAUACGACGUCAUUUGCAGCGUUUGCAGCAUUGACUGCGCGUCCAGGUACAUUGGAAACAUAGUCAAGGAAGUGCCUUUUUAUAACGGAUAAAAUCCGAUUUACGCGUAUACCGGAUAUAAAUCCGAUAUAUGCGUAAAACGGACAUUUUCCAGUAUAGGCAUAUAACGGAUUUCGCUUAUAUCGGACAAAACCAGUGGGAACAAUUGAAUCCGAUAUAUCCGAGGUUUACUGUACUAGACAAAUGAGUACUACGGAGGAUUCUGCCUGAGAUGCAUGCAAUGAACGCAGCACACGUGAUUCUCUCUUCCCACAGGCUGUUAGUUGUUUACAAAUGCACCGUACCUGCCCACGUGUUUACUAACCGAAAGAAAGAUAUGCCUCAAGACUGUGGUCGAAAACCGCUGCAUGGAUCGUGACCGCGUCAGCUUUCGUGACGUAUAUAUAUAUGCCCAAAUUCCAGGUCUACUCCAGGGGUUCAAGUGCAAUAAUACCUCAGUCUCAGUGUUGAAGGCACUAACUGUCCAUGAAGUUAACACGGGACAAGUCUUUGAAUAUGAAUAUUAUAAGAGAGGACCUCAAGAAAACAAACAAUUUUUUGCAGUUCAUUUUGAUACAAAGUGUUUCUCUCCCAGGGACCGAGGCCAGUGGAACAACUGUAGAUAGAACAACAGUGUGUGUUGAUGUUGAUGUUUUAUUUAUCAGCUAUUAUAGUUAUUUAUGGAAGAAAACAAAUCUUUAUUGUCAAUGUGUUUGAAUACAUUUCAAUAUUUUUAUUGUAAGUUUUUUUUUGUUUUUUUUUUUAUAUGUUACCCGGAAGCUGGUGAUUUAUUUGGAUUUAGCUUUUUUAAGUGAAAACAAAUUGUGAAUAUUCUUGUCUCUUUAAAGGCUAAAUUAAAUGUCACUGUUGUUUUGUGUCACAGGUUGUGUACAUGUUGAUUUUGUUGGCAUAUUUCCUACAACAAAGGUGGGGUUUAAAGUUUGAUUCCAUAGUAUCAGUUCACUGGUGUCAAAGUCAAGGCCUGCCAAAACAAUGCAUGUCACGCCCAAUCUAUGCUUUUUUAUUGCUUUACAGAGUGCUAAAAAUCAAAUACAGGGGCAAUGGCUAGCAGAUAUUAAAGUAAACAUGAAUGUAACACCUUUUUUUUUUUACUCUAGUAAUGAUUUGGAACACGUGAUAAAGUGUAACACAAACAACAAAUCACACACCACAGCAGCAGCAGAACCAAUGUUGUAAUAGCAGCAAGAAGCAAACUGCCUAGCCGGUAUUAAUACUGCUAAAGAAUUGGUUGUACACAAUAGUAAGUGUAAUAGCCAUGAGCCAUUAUAAAGCGCAUGUAGAGGUAGAUUAAUGAUACACUAGUGGGUGAGUGGUUAGCGUGCAGGCCACAGAGCUAGGAGACACAGGUUCGAUUCCCCUCCUCGGUCAUCUCUGUGUGGAGUUUGCAUGCUCUCACCGUGCAUGUGUGGGUUUUUUUACAUUCCAAAAACAUGCUAGGUUAACUGGCAACUCCAAAAUGGCUGGCGACCAGUCCAGGGUGUACCCCAUCUCUCAGCCGAAGACAGCUGGGAUAGGCUCCAGCACCUCGUGACCCUCAUGAGGAUAAGCGG
Molecule: messenger RNA, 6057 nt
Organism: Doryrhamphus excisus (bluestripe pipefish)
Lineage: Eukaryota; Metazoa; Chordata; Actinopteri; Syngnathiformes; Syngnathidae
Source: RefSeq, a predicted model, not a curated record